This is a messenger RNA of Cheilinus undulatus (humphead wrasse), 696 nucleotides long. RefSeq names its product MORN repeat containing 5 (gene morn5). Lineage: Eukaryota; Metazoa; Chordata; Actinopteri; Labriformes; Labridae. The transcript is spliced from 5 exons. The record is from RefSeq and is a predicted model, not a curated record. The coding region runs from base 94 to 627 and encodes 177 amino acids.
CUUACCACAUUGCUUACUUCUCCGCAUGGGUCAGAGUUUUCGGUGUUUUGGAGGUAUUUUAAGAAGAAAUUGUGUUAGAGAGUCCGUGUAGCAAUGGAUGUUGGUAUAAGCAGUUACAAGGGGGACAGAAAAAAUGCCAGGAUGGAAGGAGAAGGAGAGUACACCUUUCUCACAGGAGCUAAGUAUGUAGGAGAGCUAAAAGACGGGAUGUUUCAUGGCAAAGGAGUGCUACAAUUUCCAAACGGGAGUAAAUAUGAGGCCACCUGGGAAAAUGGCAAAGCUCAACAGGGCUCCUUUACCUUUGCUGAUGGCCUGCAGUACCAGGAGAAGGACUGGGACUACUGUGAUGGUUACGACAGACGCUUCUACAGCGAACGGUGCAAUGGACUCAGACCUGCAGGAGAGUCUCAGCUAACUGAUCUGCAUCCGCCACGUGUCAUUCCUGAUGGAUGUUACGAUUGUGGAGAUGGUUUCUAUGACCCUAAUACCCGAGUCAUCACUUCCUACUCUGGCAGAUUCCUCAGGAAUGCAGAUGACUCCGAGCAUGAGUGGAUUGUGCGGACAUGCCGGAAAGCUUGUGAUGAAGUUGUUGGCAUUUAUCCCGAAAACUCCUGCAACCAGACCUAAAGAGAGUAACUGUUGAGUACUACAAACCUCAUUGUUAAAGCAUUUUUGUAGUCAAAUUAAAAAAAGUUU